Blepharisma stoltei is the source of this 1740-nucleotide messenger RNA. The record is from the annotation of a GenBank genome assembly. NCBI's taxonomy places the organism in Eukaryota, Ciliophora, Heterotrichea, Heterotrichida, Blepharismidae.
AUGGAAACAUCAAAAAGCCAAGGCUUGUUUAUAAUCAUUGAAGGAGAAAAAAUCAAUCUUGAUAGCUCAAUUCUCAGUGAAAUUAAUGCAAAACUCCCAAUCACACUACCUCACUAUAUAAAUAAAACCCACUUUUCUCAGUUUCUCUAUCUUUGCUCUUCCACCAAACCAAACCUCCAAGAUCACGAUGUAUUAUGUAAAGCCUUCGAAAUUUUUACAAUUCUUCAGCACUCAAAUAGCGUCAAAAUAGCUCAAAACUGUAUAAUUCAAAAACUCAACAAAAAAUCCUCACUCAUUUUCUUUGAUGAAGCCGUUAAUCAGCUAAAGAAUGAAAAUCAAGAAGCUUGAAAAGACAUUUAUGAAGCCUGUCUAGCAAAAAUUGAUGACUAUAUAUUAUCAUAUACGAAAAAUGAUUUUUCUAAGCUGUCAGCUGACUCUAUAGAAGUCUUAAUUGGUAUUUAUUAUUCUCAGCCUAUCGCUUCUUCAUUAAUUCUCGCAUUAAAAAAUAAACGAGAAGCCCUUGGAAUUUUAGAUUUAUUAGUUAAAGAAGAAUCUACUUCAGUUAGGCCUAAUGAUUCUUAUGAUAUUGAAUUCUGCUGAAAUCUGUCUAAGGAAAAGUCAAAUAAUUACUUAGAAAGUGAACCAUUUUUGCUUGAUUUUUUGAAAUUUUCGCUGAUUUUAAUCAGAUUUCCUAACGAAAGCAAGUGUGAGCUCUACCUUCAGCUGUCAAGAAACAAUGAAGAACAAAGGAUAAUAUCCAUAAGCUAUAGCUUACAAAUUUCAGAUAAAUCCAGUUUUGAAACGCUGAACUUGAUAUCAGGACCAAAUUCCCAAUUUUUGAUCAGCUCCUUUGGCUGCGACUCAAUCAAUACUCUUCCAAGCAGCAAAAUUGCUUUAAAAAUAGAAAAAAUCCCUUCAGCAAUCCUCAAUUGCAUAGCUAAAAACCCUAGUGAAACUUUAUUAAUAGAAGACCUGACCCUGCUUCCUCGCACCAAGCUUAGCCUUCUAUUAAGAUUUAAACAUUUAAAAAUAACUAAUGAAGACGAUGCCUUGGAGCUUGUCGGAAGAUUUAUCCAAGAAAACCAAAUUUCUGACGAUUCUUUAUCAGAUUUAUUAUCUCCUUUAAAAUGGGAAUUUAUUACCCUAAAUUCUCUAUUUAAAGCUGUUUUUGCGUAUCCUGAGCUAAAGAAGUCUCAAUAUUUUAUACAGAAAUUCAAAGAAGAAUUGCUAAUAAAAGGAUGUGGGGAAGCAAGGAAACAUAAAGAAAAACCAAGGCUUAGUUAUGAGAAAAGAAUCAAGGAGGACUCAGAAAUUUUCGAUGAGUUGUGCAGCUGUAUUUUUAAAAAUGAGGAAGAGCCAGAAAUAAGAGAAAGUGAAAUUGUAUAUUUGAGCGACAUGAUUGGACAGAAAGAACAGGAACUACAAAAUUUGAAAGGAUCUUAUCACUCUCAUUCUUUUACUCUGGGAACGAGCACUCCAGACAGCCUACAAACGAAAUUGCAUGAAGAAAUUUCCGAUUUCCCUGAGUUUCCUCAGAUUUCUCCGAUCAGAAAGCCUCUAAAAGUAUCAUCCCCACUAAACCCUAUCCCAGAAUUUAUUCCUCAAGUAUAUUUUUUUUCUAUUAAAUUCACCAUUUUUUCCCUUUAUUUCCCCUCAACUUUCCUAUAUUAUCUCAGUAUAAAGCCAGACACUACAGAUACCGCAAUUCUUUCUUUGCUCAAUAAGCUUGAAUUGCUCUAA